Molecule: messenger RNA, 282 nt
Organism: Lodderomyces pseudojiufengensis
Lineage: Eukaryota; Fungi; Ascomycota; Pichiomycetes; Serinales; Debaryomycetaceae
Exons: 1
Coding region: 1-282 (93 amino acids)
Source: RefSeq, a predicted model, not a curated record
AUGAAAUCUUCAUCGGAACUAAUAUCAGAUAUGUUGAAAUCUUUUAAAUUGGAGGUUGCAAAAGAUGCUAUAUUUAUUGAUACUAAAUUAUGGGGUAGUUCUCCUACGAAAUCUGUCCAUAGUCAAUUAUCGGCUAUAGAUCCUUAUUCAACGUUUGCAGAAACACCUGGUAAUCUAGAUCCACUGAUUUUGCAUUCUUCCAAUUUAACAGAUUUCAGCAUAUCUGAAAUUAGUUCUGAUGAUAAAUUUUGGAUCUAUUGUGUGAAGUUCAUGGUUUUCUAG